Messenger RNA from Rangifer tarandus platyrhynchus (Svalbard reindeer), 2283 nucleotides. The record is from the annotation of a GenBank genome assembly. NCBI's taxonomy places the organism in Eukaryota, Metazoa, Chordata, Mammalia, Artiodactyla, Cervidae.
AUGGCCCUGCAGAGCCAUGUGUGGUCUCUGGCCACACCCAUGCCCAUGGCGGAGAGCUCCCUCUACCGGCAGCGACUAGAGGUCAUCGCGGAGAAGCGGAGGCUACAAGAGGAGAUACGCGCGGCGCGCCGCGAGCUGGAGGAAGAGAAACUCCGCGUGGAGCGGCUCAAGAGGAAGUCUCUCCGGGAACGCUGGCUAAUGGACGGGGCAGCUCAGGAGCCAGAGCGGCCCCAGGACCCCACCUCACAGGACCCCCAGUCACCUGAAGACCAAGCUCAGGCCCGCAUCCAGAACCUGGAAGACAGCUUGUUCACACUCCAAUCCCAGCUGCAGCUGCUGCAGAGUGCGUCCACAGGUGCCCAGCACAAGCCCUCAGGCAGGCCCACCUGGCGACGACAGGGUCACCGUCCUCUCUCCCAGCCCAGCGUGGAGUCAGGUCCUGCAGGCCAGACUGAUCUAAACAAGAGAGCCUCCUUGCCAGCCGGACCAGUGGGCACAUACCCGGAGUCCCCCUCCGAGCCCAGAACUGAGGCUGCCGGGGUUCCAGCAGCCCCAAGGCAGGUCCCUGGGGCAGCAGGGACCUCCUCAGAAGCCAAUGGCCCCUGCCCUGGAUCCAGCCUCCCUCUGGAGCAGGAGUCAAGUCAGCGGGUGGUAGCACCUGAGGGGGCAGUGAAUGAGGCCAAAGCGGGAGGCAUGGUGAAGGUGGUGUGGGAGGGGCUGAGGGCCACGGAGGACUGUGCCGUCGGGGCCACAGGCUUGGAGCUGGAGGCUAAGGUGGAGGAGAUGGUAUUGGAGGCCAUCGGGGACAGACAGGAAGCCAGCCGUCCAGAGCUCCCCUCGUGGGUCAAGGAGGACAGGGCCAUUGUGGAGGUGGUCUGGGAGGGGGUGGGGGGUACAGAGGGCAGUGAUUUGGAGGCCAUGGCGGAGGCAGGCAGGGGCCCAGAGGCCGUGCAGACCGGCUCCCUGGGGCUCCGGGAGGGAGCGGGGGGAGCAGGUCCUGGAGCAGGUGCCCCCAGAAGCAGCCCUGAUGGUGAUGGGCAGGGGGUCUUUGGAGGAGAGGAGGGGUCCUUCAUUUGGGUGGAGAGAGUGACCCUCAGUGAGGAAUGGGAGGAGCUGGAGGUGGAGGGGUUGGAAGGGCCAAAGGCACUGGGAAGGGAAGAAGAGGAUGAGAGUCCAGGGCGGGUGGAGGGCAGAGGCGAGGAGGAAACGUGGGAGACGGAGAGGAGGCGGGCAGAAGGACCUGAAGGUGCAGAGGAGAGAGGCAGUGAGGGAAAGGCAGGCACGGAGCCAGAAGGGGCGGAGAUGUCACUGGUGGUGGAGGGGAAAGGGAGCCAGGAAUCCUUGGAGCCAGACAGAAGAGGUGAGGAACACGUGGAAACAGAGAUGGGAGGAGGUGACGAACCAUUGUUGGCAGAAAGGAAAGAAGCUGAGGGACCUCGGGGGGCAGAGAGGGGAAGAGAUGAGAAGCCGUUGGGAGUAGAGCAGAAAGGAGGUGAGGAAAAGCUAGAGGCAAGCCAAGAACCAGAGACAGCAGAGAGAAAAGGGGAGGAGUCACUGAUGGCAGAGAGAAUAGGAGGUGAGAAGCCAUUGGAGGAAAAGGAAAAAGGAGAUGAGAGGGCAGAGAGAAUGGGAGACGAAGAGCCCUUGGAGGCAGAGAAAACAGGAGAUGAGAAAUCACAGAAGGUAGCAGGACCGGGAGGUCAAGAGCCACUGGAGGCAGCGAAGACAAGAGAUGAGAAAUCACAGACAGCAGAGAGAACCGGAGGUGAGGAGCCAUCAGAGGUGGAGAAAAAUGGAGAUGAGGACUGGCUGAAGGCAGAGAGAACCGGGGGUGAGGAGCCGUUGCCGACAGAGAAGACUCAGGGGGUCGGGGAGGAGCAGAGAGAGUCAGAAGAAAAGGGAUGUCAGGCAGAGAAAGUGAGUGAGGCAGGGGCUCCCCCAGAAGCCAAGGAGGUGCCAAGGCCUGAGGAUGAAGGACAGCAGCCCCAGGAGAAGCAGGAAGGCUCCCCAGAAGCAGAAGUGGAAGCAGCAAAGCCCCAAACUCCUGCUGAGGGCCGGGACCCCACUGGAGAUGCCACCCCACUCCUGGCAGAGAUGUCAGCUCAGGAUCAGCCUGCUGAGUGCCAGCCACUGCUGCAGAUGGAGGGGCCCAGGGCCAACCCCAGUGCCCGCCCCGUGCCCACCUAUGCACCUGCCCGGCAGCCGGAGCCCUCUGCCCCUCCGGAAGGUGAAGAGGCAAGCGGCCCUAAGCAGAAGACAUGCCAGUGUUGCACGGUUAUGUGA